AUGGCUAAUUUAUUCAACCGUGUUAAACCAACUAUUAUUUUUUGUACAAUAUUCGGACAAGGAAUACCAUAUUCAAAUACAAAGAAAUCAUCGUGGGAAUACUGGCUGUUGUUAAUGACAAACAUUGCCAUAAGCUCCUAUACUACUUUGACUCAGUACACUGUUAUUAUUUUACUGAUUCAUCAUGGUAUACGGACAAUAAACGAAGAAAUCACGACAAUUAGGCAAUGGAAAUCCUGUCGAACAAGAUGGAAGGAACUGAAGAACUUGGCUGAAUACCUUACCACUUCAGUAUUUGGUUUGGUUAUUAUCUUGUUUAUAUGGUGCUCAAUGGGUGAUGUACUGUUCUUCUGUAUUGUUACUUUUCAAUCAUUCAAAGCAAACAUGAAUUUCCGUUCAUACGUUGAAUAUGCUUCGCUGUACAUGAUACAUACCGGUUUCAAACUUAUGCCAUGUGGUAUUUUUGAGUUAUCAUUUAAUCAAUUGUUUACUAUAUUCACAGUGUUGGCUGCUUUUUUAGCGCUUCAAAUUCAAAUGAAAUUAUUAGAUAGCCAGGAAGUAAUUAUUUUGGAUUUUUAA
Messenger RNA from Adelges cooleyi (spruce gall adelgid), 579 nucleotides. RefSeq lists its product as uncharacterized. The coding region runs from base 1 to 579 and encodes 192 amino acids. The transcript has 4 exons. Lineage: Eukaryota; Metazoa; Arthropoda; Insecta; Hemiptera; Adelgidae. The record is from RefSeq and is a predicted model, not a curated record.